CGCCCAUCUGGCCGGGGCUGAGUGUGCGGCGGCCGCGGCGGCGCUUCCUCCCGCAGGUGCUGCCUUGCGAUGCCGAGUGUCCGUUUGCCUUGAUUGAGGUAGAAACAGCCUAUGGCUUGGAUGACUUACAUUUCCAGUUGGUUUGAGCAAGAUGAUUGGUAUGAAGGACUGCAAAGAGCCAGCAUGUCCCGGGUGCGGCAGGUGGGGCUGCUGGCCGCUGGGUGCCAGCCCUGGAACAAGGACGUGUGCGCGGCCAGCGGUGACAGGUUUGCCUACUGCGCAACCCUGGCCAUCUACGUGUACCAGUUGGAUCACCGUUAUAAUGAAUUUAAACUCCACGCAAUUAUGUCCGAACACAAAAAAACUAUCACAGCUCUCUCUUGGUGUCCACAUAACCCCGAUCUCUUUGCGAGUGGCAGUUCCGAUAACUUAGUGAUCAUUUGGAAUGUGGCAGAACAAAAAGUCAUUGCUAAGCUCAACCACACAAAAGGGACGCCCACCUCCCUGAGCUGGUGCUGCCACGCGGGUGAGGCCGUGGCCUUCGCCCCCCGCAGGGGCCCGCUGCUCGUCUGGACCAUCGCGGGGCCGGACAGCGGGGUGACCGUGCACCGGGACGCCCACAGCUUCCUGUCCGACAUCUGCACCUUCCGGUGGCACCCGCAGCGGAAGGGCAAGGUCGUGUUCGGCCACAUGGAUGGGAGCCUGUCGCUCUUCCAGCCAGGUAAUAAAAGCCAGAGACAUGUUCUGAGACCCGACGCUCUGGAAGGGACGGACGAAGAGGACCCGGUCACGGCCCUGGAGUGGGACCCGCUGUCCACGGACUACCUCCUGGUGGCCAGCCUGCACCACGGGAUCCGGCUGGUGGACGCCGAGUCGCUCUGCUGCAUCACCGCCUUCAGCCUGCCCAGCGCCGCGGCCUGUGUGCAGUGCCUGGCCUGGGUGCCCAGCGCCCCAGGGAUGUUCGUCACCGGAGAUUCUCAAGUAGGCGUUCUACGCAUUUGGAAUGUUUCGAGAACAACACCGAUUGAUAAUUUCAAACUGAAGAAAACAGGAUUUCACUGCUUACAUAUACUGAAUUCUCCACCAAGGAAGAAAUUUUCAAUCCAGCCUUCCACCCCAAAUCACUACACGUCCUCCACGAGCGAGGCACUGCCCCCGGGCCAGGCGUCCUCCCUGCCCCCCGGGCACGCCCUGUGCUGCUUCCUGGAUGGCGGUGUGGGCCUGUAUGACCUGGGAGCCAGGAAGUGGGACUUCCUGAGGGACAUGGGACACGUGGAGACCAUCUUCGACUGCAAGUUCAAGCCCAAUGAUCCCAACCUCUUGGCGACCGCGUCCUUCGAUGGCACCGUGAAGGUGUGGGACGUGGACACACUGACCGCAGUGUACACGUCCCCGGGGAACGAGGGGGUGAUCUACUCCCUCUCCUGGGCGCCAGGUGAUCUGGAUUGCAUUGCCGGAGCCACCUCCCAGAACGGUGCCUUCAUUUGGGACCUCAAGAAGGGCAGGAUGGUGCAGCGCUUUACUGAGCACGGAAACAACGGGAUUUUCUGCGUUGCCUGGAGUCACAAAGAUUCCAAACGGAUAGCGACCUGCAGCGAGGACGGCCUCUGCAUCAUCCGGACCCUGGACGGGAGAGUGCUGCACAAGUACAAGCACCCUGCCGCCGUGUUUGGCUGUGACUGGAGCCAGAACAACAAAGACAUGAUCGCCACGGGCUGUGAGGACAGAGGCGUGCGCGUCUACUACGUGGCCACCAGCUCGGACCAGCCGCUGAAGGUGUUCAGCGGGCACACGGCCAAGGUCUUCCACGUGCGCUGGUCGCCCCUGCGGGAGGGCAUCCUGUGCAGCGGCUCCGAUGACGGGUCUGUUCGAAUCUGGGAUUAUACUCAGGACGCCUGCAUCAGUGUUCUCAGCGGGCACUCAGGGCCCGUGCGGGGGCUGGUGUGGAACCCUGAGAUCCCGUACCUCCUGGUCUCCGGCAGCUGGGACUACACGGUGCGGGUGUGGGACACCCGCGAUGGGACAUGCUUGGACACCGUGUCCGAUCACGGCGCAGACGUGUAUGGCUUAACGUGCCAUCCCAGCCGCCCCUUCACCAUGGCCUCCUGCUCCCGGGACUCCACCGUGAGGCUGUGGUCGCUGGCGCCCCUGAUCGCCCCGGUACAGAUCAGCAUCCUGGCGGACAGGCCCUGGAAGGAGAUUGUCGGGAACACUGAUGACGCCGUCCUGCCAGGCGCGCCGCCCGUGCUGUGCGGCAAGGUGUCACGGGCCAUCAAACAGGACACAGAGAAGCCGGGCGGGCAUCCGUGUGGGGAGAAGCUCCGGUGGUUUUCGGAGUGUCUGUCCCCUCCAGGUGGCAGUGACAACCUGUGGGCCUUGGUGGCCGUGAUCAAAGGGCAGGAUGACAGCUUGCUGCCUCACAACUACUGCAAAGGCAUCAUGCACCGGAAGCACCUGCUCAAGUUCCGCACGUCUGAAGCCCAGGAGCUGACCACAGUCAAGAUGUCCAAGUUCGGAGGGGGCAUCGGCGCGCCGACCACAGAGGAGAGACUGAAGGAGGCCGCGGAGAUCCACCUGCGGCUUGGGCAGCUCCAGCGCUACUGCGAACUCAUGGUGGAGCUUGGCGAGUGGGACAAGGCCUUGUCCGUGGCCCCGGGCGUCUCGGUGACGUACUGGAGGAAGCUAACGCAGAGGAGAGCCGACCAGCUGAUGCAGGAGGACAAGGACGCCGCCAUCCCGUACUGCAUGGCCGUGGGCGAUGUGAGGAAGCUGGUCCGCUUCUUCAUGGCGCGGGGCCAGCUGCAGGAGGCGCUGCUGGUGGCCCAGGCUGCGUGUGAGGGGAACAUGCAAACCUGCCGAGCGCCCACCCCGCCUGGGCCCUCGGGGCCGGAGGACGCCCGCGGGGAGGACUUCACCGAGCUCCUGCACAUGGCGAGCGCGCAGCUGGCGGAGUGGCACUUCCAUGGCGGCCGGGCGGUGCGCGCGGCCUGCUGCCACCUGGCCGUGGACGACGUGGAGCUGGCCAUGGCCUCCCUGCUCCGCGGGAACGAGCUGGAGCUGGCGGUCUGCGUGGGCACGGUCCUGGGCGAGGCGGCAGCCCCUGCCACCCACUACGCCCUGGAGUUGUUGGCCAGGAAAUGCAUGAUGACCCCAUUGUGGAAUUUGGCCGCGGACCUGCUCCUGAUGAUUCCCGAUAAUGAACUUCAGCUGGUGAAGCUCUGUGCCUUCUACCCUGGCUUCGAGGAGGAGAUGAAGGACCUCCGUGAGAAGUGCAAGCUGCCCACCGAGGAAGAGUGCAUGCAGCUAGCGGAGACAGCGCACGCAGGGGGCCAUGUGUUUGAAGCUGUCAAGUACUACUUGUUAAGUCCAGAGCCUGAAAAAGCCCUUCCUGUUGGUCUUGACUUCGUCAAAGAACACAUCCGUAGAACAGACUGGACUUUGGAUGCCAUUCAUCCCAUUCUUGACCUGCUGAGUUACAUUCGUACUGAAAAGCUACUCCUGCACACAUGCACCCAGGCGCGGAACGAGCUGCUCGUCCUCAGCGGCUACACGGGCGCGCUGCUGGCCGCCAGGAGGCAGUACGCGGGCAUCGUCCCCGCGCUCUAUGAGUACACGAGCCAGCUCUUGAAACGUCGGGAGGUGUCUGUGCCUUUGACCAUCAGGCGCCUCUCGGAGGAGCUGGAGGCGUGGAGGGCCUGCAGGCAGCCCGUGCCCCCAUCCUCAGAGGACUCCCCCUGCACGCCAGCUUCCGAGGCACAGAGAAGCGUGCACGCAGCCCUGCUCCGGAGACUGCGGGCCGAGCCGCUCAGAGGCAUGGUGGGGCCGGACUACGUGACAGGGUCGCACCUGCCCAGCCAUUCCGACGCGCACAUCUCCUGUCUCACUGGGCUGAAAAUCCAGGGCCCCGUGUACUUCCUUGAAGACGGGAAAUCCGUCAUCUCCCUGAACGAUGCUCUGAUGUGGGCCAAGGUGAACCCCUUCUCGCCUCUAGGGACUGGCAUUCGACUCAACCCGUUCUGACGGCAGGCGUUACCCCGGCUUCGCUGUGUCUAGAACACCUUUUAUUGGUUCGUAUUAACCUUGGUUGCCCACGCGCCCAAGGUUGGGAAGGGGGGAGGGGGAAAUAUGGAGUAACAGUUGAUUUUAUUCAUUAAGUUCAAGAAGUAAAAUAUUUAUAUGUUUUUGAGAAAAACAUAGGUGUCUCCUUUAUAAAAUAAAACAGCCAUAUUUGGGAGGAAGGGAUUAUUUGAGUCGUAAAGGACUGAAUGAAUAAUCUAAAAAAGCCCAUAAAAUGCUCACAACGAGCAGGAGGAACCCAGGUGUUUGCUGUGGAGACAUGAAAGGGUGGGACCCUCGGAACAGUGCUUGGAUGCAGUACAAUCCGACUGACCGUUCGAAGGACCGGGUUUCUCAGGCGUCGAUGAGGAAGGUGUGCUGGCCGAGUGUCCACUCACAGACGCCUACCUUGUCUUCUAUUGAAUGAAUAGUCAACCACUGGUUUUAGCUCAUCUUUAGUCAAAGUUUACAGUUAUAAGUUUAAUGUAUACCAAUAAAUAGAUACACACUCAACAUACUUUAUUAAUCCUCAUCCAAGGGUAUUUUUUAUUGAUUUUUAAAGAGAGAGGAAGGGAGAGAGAAAGAAAAACAUUGAUGUAAGAGAAGCAUACAUCCAUUGCUACUUUUACACCCCCCGACUAGGGAUCAAACCCACAACCUAGGUAUGUUCCCAGACCGGGAAUCGAACCUGCAGUCUUUUGGUGUUCAGAAGAGACGAUGCUCCAACCAGCUGAACCACACAGAGAGACCAUUACCAAGGAUUCCAUCUGAAAUUCAAAUGUCCAAUUGUAAAGGAAUAAGCAUGAAAAACAUUGGGGGUGGGGGAGUAAAAAACAAAAUGCGGUGGUAUCUGUUUGAGAAUUUGCAUUUUAUGAUAAUUGACUGUUUUAAGAGACUCGGUCUGUAUAGAUAAUAAUUUUCAUUAAUGCAUGUAAUAUCAACAUAAUCUCUAGUGGAUUUAUAUCAAUAUAACUGAAUUUAUUUGGUGAAAUUUAGUUUGAAGUAAAUUUCCUGUAAGUAGGAUAUUAAAAUUUUGUAUAUAUAUUAUGUAAAUUCAUGAUUUUAAAAUAUUAAUUAAAAGAGUAAAGCUAUAAGAAAGAAAAGCCUGAGGCAUGACCAUAAGCAGCUCAGUUGUUCUAGAAUUCUGACUUUGAAAUCUAUGAAAUGAAUGCAUAUCAGGAAGAACAGUCCUUUUAUACUCAAGUCGCUGUGUAGAAUUUGUAAUAUAGAUCUUUUUGUCUAAUAAUCCUGGUUAUUAUUUCUAAACUUGUUGCAUUUAAAAUACUUUAACAAUUUUCUUAAACAGCUUCUUAAAACAGAAAACAAUAUAUAUUACCUACCUACCACAUUGACCACUUCUAAUUCAUCAUUAAAUUUCAUUUUAUUAAAAAAUUUAAUACUAUAAACAAGAAUGUUUCUAACUCAGAGAUGCAGUAGAUAAUAUAAAGUGUAUCUGAGUAUUUUUUUUAACCUUUUGUGAUAAAUAUAACUCAGUAUUGUUUACUGAUUGGCAUAUGUGUACUAAAAUUUCCUUACUUCAAAA
This is a messenger RNA of Pipistrellus kuhlii (Kuhl's pipistrelle), 5599 nucleotides long. It is a transcript of the gene WDR17, whose product is annotated as WD repeat domain 17. The coding region runs from base 112 to 4020 and encodes 1302 amino acids. The transcript is spliced from 30 exons. Gene Ontology annotation, molecular function: protein binding. The record is from RefSeq and is a predicted model, not a curated record. NCBI's taxonomy places the organism in Eukaryota, Metazoa, Chordata, Mammalia, Chiroptera, Vespertilionidae.